Molecule: messenger RNA, 1596 nt
Organism: Folsomia candida
Lineage: Eukaryota; Metazoa; Arthropoda; Collembola; Entomobryomorpha; Isotomidae
Exons: 4
Coding region: 526-1386 (286 amino acids)
Source: RefSeq, a predicted model, not a curated record
CCAUCGUAUGAUACAUUUAUUGAUGAGUCAAGAAAAUAGUUGAAUUGUGACAUUAUUUAAUCCGUCAUCCAGGUGAUCAUGUUAAUUCAAUUUACUAAUUCCUAUAAACAAGUACAACAACGCCUUUGUACUGCGCAAAAUGAAGUGGCAUGAUAUUCCAGGCGAGGUACCUUGAAAUUUGUAAUCAGGUCAUAAAUUUACUGAUGGUGAGAUUGUCGCAAAACCUUGUUUAAUCAGUACGAAGUCUGAAUUUCAGAAAUGCAAUACAAGGAGUCCAAACCCGAGGUGAUGCAAUAUCCUGAAUUGCGUGUAUAAUUGCGUUAAAAAAAAUACGCAGUGGUUCGUUCGCAACUUAGUAAUUUGUACCCGAGUGGCGUGGUUGCUUUGCAAAAUGGUUCGGUUCGGGCGUCUCCCCUCCAGUAUAAAAACUCGCUGCAUACAGAACGGAACUUAUGAAGAGUUCAUAAUAAUUACGGUCCAAAUAAAUAAGCUUUCUCUCUGUUUGAGAAUAUUUACUAGUUCGAGAUGAACUGCAAAGUUGUGGGGGCACUCUUACCUUUAAUGGUUUUUACAGUGGCUUAUGCUACUCCAGCGAAAAUGAAGACGCCCUUGCCCAAUAAUUUGCCUGAUAAGCAUGAAAUCGCCUCCACCAUCUUCCAAGAAAUCAUCAUUCCCAAACUUUUCGCCCAAUUGACAUCCCAUUCCAUCCCGGAAAUCCAAGGAAACCUAAACUCCCUUAAAUCAGAGGACCCUGCACCCAUUCCCGCCUUUAACCUGUCCCUCGACUACGACCCACAAACCUGCCCUGGCCAACGGUUUUCCGGCAUUUUUGCCGCACAGGAUAUCCUCCUCCACGGCUUGGCAGAACUUGAUACCUAUUUGGAUGUGGCAUACUACCCAUUCGCUGAUGCCCUUAGAAUCACCUUUACCGCGUCUUCACCCAGUAAACUUCGCCUCUCUGGAAAUUACGGGCUCCAACAUCUAACCGAAAUCCUUGUGGGGUUUUACGGUUCUGAAUGUAGAGCUGUUGCAGAACUGCCAUCUAGCGGGCAUGGAGGCUGGUUCUUCGAGGUGGAAGCUCCCACUGUCGACGCCGGCAUCACAAUACGUAUGCCCCACGCUGGUAACGUGUUCGUUGUCUCGUACCGGGGAAACUUUAACGUCACCUCGAUUAAUAUGAGCUUUGACAAUUACGUAAUGUAUGACUACUACGAAUUUGGACCCGAACAAUGGGCCUUAUGGGCGGGAGAUUUGGAGCACAUGGUUAAACAUGCGGACCGGGCGUAUCUCGAUCAGAAGUUUAAACGUGUCGUGGAUGAGAUUAUUAAGGACUGCUAUGCCUUGGACUAUUUUACAGAGAAUUGGGCAUGUCUCAACUUGGAUUGAUAUUAAGAUGCAUGGACCUUGUACUGGAUAACAGUGUUACUGGCUAAAAAAACAAUUUUAAUUAUAUUUAUUAAAUUUAGUUAUGAGUAGUGAAUACAGGUAAAUAAAUCAUUUGUGGAAAUUCGUGAAUAAAUCCUAUGAGCAAAAUAAUUAAAAUUGUGUGUUCAAUUCUACUGGUCAUAUUAUUACUUAAUGAAAAUCUGUUCGACG